AUGGUAGCCGCUUCUGCCAACUCCACGACAUCACCAGCACUUUCUUCAUCGGCAACUUCUACUUCUUCUGGACCGUCAAUACAGCAGCAGCAACAAACACUGGGUAUUGCGGCGAUCAAUCAUAACAAUAGAACUGUUGUAGAUGAAGAUAGUGUUAUGAAACCUUUAGCAUCGUCCUCUGGGGUAACUGCAGCAACAGUUGCAGCUGCUGCCACAUUACCGCCUUCAGCGUCUGCGGUCAUCUCAGCAGCGGCUGUAGCUGCUGCCGCCACAGGUACACUAGCUAGUAUGAAACACCUAGGUCACAGCUCAACAGCCAACCAUAGGAACAACAAUAGUCUGAUGCACUCACAGCAUCAGCAAUCUCAGCAAUCCCAACUACACCAUCAGUCAGCUGCUUUGUCCCAGGCGUUGCUCCAUGCUCCAUCUCAGUCAUCGUCAGGGUCCUUGGUUCCGCACCAUACACCAGCAAUUCCAUCGUCCCAGCAUCCUCAUGCUCCUUCGGCGGGAUCGUCUGCUUCUUUCCACCAUAUGCCACCGGGUGGUAUUCCGCCGACAGUGACUCCCGCAGCUACUGGGUCAACAUCCAGUGCACCAAACUAUCAUCAUCACCACCAUCAUCAUCACCAGGCAGCGGCUAUGUUGACCCUGGCUGUAAGUAAUCCUCCGGCGGCACUACCCCAUCAGCAUCAUCAGCAAAAUAUCAAUCUGAACGUGAAUCAUCAUCUGAUCUCCGCACCAAUCGUGGUGGACUUCUCCAAUAUGACUGUGAACUGUGUUCAACUAGGCCAGGAGAACCAACAGCAUCUUCAACAGCCGCCACCCCACAUGGGUGCAGGUCACGGCCCCAGUCCGAUGGCUGGUAGUGGCAGUAUUCCUCCGGGUACUGCUGGCGGAAGAUUAAAGUAA
Messenger RNA from Ochlerotatus camptorhynchus, 909 nucleotides. Its product is annotated as pair-rule protein odd-paired-like. The transcript has a single exon. NCBI's taxonomy places the organism in Eukaryota, Metazoa, Arthropoda, Insecta, Diptera, Culicidae. The record is from RefSeq and is a predicted model, not a curated record. The coding region runs from base 1 to 909 and encodes 302 amino acids.